UUCUACGUAAUGGAGUAUCUGAGCGGAGGCAGCCUGGAACAUGCACUGGAGGAAUACGGGCGGAUAGACAUCAGCACAAUACAGUUCCUUUCAGCAGAGAUGAUAUGUGGCCUACAAUUUCUGCACAGCAAGGGGAUCAUCCAUCGAGACAUAAAACCCAUCAACAUCUUGCUGGAUGACAAAGGCCAUGUUAGGAUCUCAGACUUCGGCCUGGCUAAGCAAAACGUCUUCAAGAACGAUACCAUCACUGGCGGUGUCGGAACCCUGCGAUACAUGGCCCCGGAGGUGAGAAAUGCAAUUACGGUAGAUAUGUGAAAUGUAGUAAAAGGAAGAAAUAUAGGAGAAUGUCUCCUGGAUGGGCAGAAUGGGGUCGGGAAAUGGGCAGAUCAGGGAGCUGUAUGUGGUGGAAGUGGGAGGGAGCAUUUAAAAGACACGGUAGGGUGGUGGAAUAAUUCAGGUAGAAGAGGGAAGUUUGGGGAAUUACACAUUACCACUUGUGUGGCAACCCUAGUUUUGAUCCAAGCUAGAGAAAGCAAGUAGUUG
Messenger RNA from Xenopus laevis (African clawed frog), 543 nucleotides. Its product is annotated as protein kinase C delta type. NCBI's taxonomy places the organism in Eukaryota, Metazoa, Chordata, Amphibia, Anura, Pipidae. The transcript has 3 exons. Bases 10 to 315 code for a protein of 101 amino acids. The record is from RefSeq and is a predicted model, not a curated record.